Misgurnus anguillicaudatus (oriental weatherfish) is the source of this 1825-nucleotide messenger RNA. It is a transcript of the gene lsm2, whose product is annotated as smx5. NCBI's taxonomy places the organism in Eukaryota, Metazoa, Chordata, Actinopteri, Cypriniformes, Cobitidae. Gene Ontology annotation, cellular component: U4/U6 x U5 tri-snRNP complex; catalytic step 2 spliceosome; U6 snRNP. Gene Ontology annotation, molecular function: RNA binding. The record is from RefSeq and is a predicted model, not a curated record. Gene Ontology annotation, biological process: mRNA splicing, via spliceosome.
CUUGAUUCGUCUAGCCAAUAGAAACACGAAUACCUGGCAGCUGUUUGAUGACGUAUGUGAUCUGAAGCACAAAACCGCGUGAAAAUGCUCUUCUAUUCAUUCUUCAAGUCUUUGGUCGGCAAGGAUGUGGUGGUGGAGCUCAAGAAUGACUUGAGCAUAUGUGGAACAUUGCAUUCAGUCGAUCAGUAUCUGAACAUCAAACUGACAGAUAUCAGCGUCACUGAUCCAGAGAAAUAUCCUCACAUGUUGUCUGUGAAAAACUGCUUCAUCCGUGGCUCAGUGGUGCGGUACGUUCAGCUUCCUGCGGAUGAGGUGGAUACACAACUUCUUCAGGAUGCUGCACGCAAAGAAGCCAUGCAACAGAAGCAAUAAUAUGCUUUGAUUAGGAAUAGUUUCUGUUCCUGUAUGGACUGUUCACAAACAUCGUCUGUGAAGUGAUUUUCAUUUUCUUACAUAAAAAUAAUGUAAAGUUUUUAAGUUGAUAGAUUUGAUUUUUUUGUCAUAGUUCUAAUAAAGAGGGUGUUUUUGUCCCCAGUUAGAGAUUUUGUCCUCAUAUUUUUUUAAUUGUAUGGAAGCAUCUUGGGCUCCACCUAAAUGACAUGGUUGUGUUUUAUUGCCGUUUAAAUUCUUCAGUUGUACUGUAACACCAGAAUAAAGUGUUUUCUGUUGUCCCCUGUUUGAUGUCAAAAGUUCAGUGUAUACUUAAGUUAAUUUUCUAAUAAAAUGUACACAAACUAUUUGUUGUAUAUUUUAAAAUAAUUUAUCUAGUAAGGAAAUGGCAUAUGUGAUGCAUGUGGUUUUGUUUUUGAAAUUCGUUUUCUAUAUCAUGAUCAUUACCAGACUUUGUCCAGAAUAUCAAUAAGUUUACAUUGCAUGAAGCACUAGUAGAGAGUGAGUUUAGCUACAUAAACGUGUCUAAAUUUAUCAAAUUGAUUAAAAGGUUCACGUAAAAAUCUACAUUUUGACCCUUAAAUUCUGGCUAUUUUAACGGCUCAUCGCUGCUAAGGUAUUAAGCACUUUGCUGCAUGCCUAACAAUUUACCAAUUAUCCCAUCAAAUACCUUGUUCGUUUAUGUUGAUUUUGCUAACUCAAGGGCAAACCAUACAAUUGAGAUAAUUUGCUAUUGUUUGUAGCUUAAUUUCAUUGCUGUUUUUACUGGCACAUUCGCAUGAUAGUUUUAGUUGACUGUGACAAAGUUUUAUUGAAAUGGUAGGUGUAAUUUUUAAUACUGGCAUUUCAGUACUCGUAUUUAUGGAUGUGUUUAAAAACUUUUACGGAACCGACAGGCGGAUGACGUCAAAGUUCAGCGAGAGAAAUUUGAAAGCAGACUCCUCCGUAUGAUUUCGCGAAUCGCUCUCGCGGUACUUUGACGUCAUAUGGCUGUCGAUUCUUGCGGCGCCGCAUGAAGUCGAACAAGCUUGAAUUCAGUGCUGCUUGUGAUUUCACGUGUUCCGGUAGCAAUUUUCCUAUUAACCAAUCAGACUGUAGAAUUAGCUUCAAGGUUAAUGUUAGGAUUAGUCAUAAGGCUGGUUGAAUGCAUGGAUGAAAGCAUUGAGGCAUACUCACCGCAGCAUCAGAACAAAAUGGAAGGUCACAGUCUAGCUCUGAACUCCCUACUCCGUGAGCUGUUAGAUGAAAAGAUUUCAACCCACAAGAAAACUCACUGGAUACUUGGUCCUGAAGACCUCAAUGAUACUCUACCCUAUGAUAUUAAUUUGGAAGAAGCCGCAUGAGUUGUGCUUGUGCUUCCACGUGCAUGGCUGCUGGUGGACUUGUAGUGCUUUAUUUUAACUUUUCAUGUUAUAAAUAAAAUCAAAAAUAUUUA